GGGUUGUCGUCGGGGGAAAUGGAGCUGGAGACGGAGGCGUUGUUGCAGGAAGCGCACGAGAGCAUCGAGGCGGCGCGUACCUACUGCCGUGAGCUGCAGCAACGCCUAAAAGGACUGCACCUGGCUCGCCAGCAGAUCAAAAAUAGUGCUGCACACACCCGGGAAGUCCUGGAACAGCAUUUCAGCGACUUAAAAGGGACCUUGAAGAAGUUGCUGGAUGAAAGAUUGGCCUCCCUGCUCCAGGAAGUAGACAGCAUAGAACAGGAAAGUAUCAAGCCCUUGGAUGAGUGCCAGAAGCUCAUAGAACAAGGAGUUGGGACAGCCAAUGAACUUCUCCAGGAAGGUGAAAGUGCCAUUGGUGGAAUUACAAGGGACAACAGUGACAAGCUGUGCAGUUUUACAAAAAAGGCUUUGCACAUUCAGCUGGACAGUUUACCUGAAGUGCCACCGCUGGUUGAUGUGGCUAGCUUAUCUGCUCAAUGGGACGACUCCUUUUUUACAAUAAUGAAAAGCUACAUCUUCAGCCAUGGAACAGUAGCAUCUCGACCACCCAUACAGAUAGAAGAACUGAUCGAGAAGCCUGGGGGUAUCUUAGUACGAUGGUGCAAGGUUGAUGAGGACUUCAUCCCACAAGACUACAGACUUCAGUAUCGCAAGAGUACCACUUGCCAUUUUGAAGAUGCGUACAUCGGUUCAGACACAGAAUUCACGGUGUUGCACAUCGACCCCAACAUCGAUUAUCAGUUCAAGGUUUGUGCACGGGGAGACGGCCGUCAGGAAUGGAGUCCAUGGAGCGUUUCUCAAACUGGGCGUUCCACAUUAGUGCCUCAUGAAUGGACUCCAGGCACGGAGGGCUACAGCUUGAGCAGCCGAAGAAACAUAGCCCUCCGAAAUGAUUCGCAGGCAGGUGGAGUGCUGUAUUCCAAGGCUCCAACUUACCAUUGCGGCCAGACGCUGACAUUCCGAAUUGAAACAGUUGGCCAGCCAGACAGGAAAGAUAGUAUUGGAGUUUGUGUUGAGCAGCUCAAUGGCUAUGAUUCUUUGCAACGGGAUAAAGCUGUGUGCAUUAGUACCAAUGGAGCUGUUUUUGUCAAUGGAAAAGAGAUGACCAACCAGUUGCCUGCGGUGACCUCAGGGUCAGCUGUAACCUUCGACAUGGAAACUGUGAAUUUAGGCCCUUGCAAUAAUAAUGGGGGGAACUUCAAACUCAGAGUGACAAUUAGUUCCAACAAUAGGGAAGUGGUCUUUGACUGGGUACUUGAUCAAUGCUGUGGCUCUCUGUAUUUUGGAUGCUCCUUCUCCUAUCCCGGCUGGAAAGUUUUGGUGUUCUAACUCUUAGACUGAGAAGCAGUAGUUGUCUUUUG
Protobothrops mucrosquamatus (brown spotted pit viper) is the source of this 1364-nucleotide messenger RNA. It is a transcript of the gene CRLF3, whose product is annotated as cytokine receptor like factor 3. Lineage: Eukaryota; Metazoa; Chordata; Lepidosauria; Squamata; Viperidae. The transcript has 8 exons. Gene Ontology annotation, molecular function: protein binding. The coding region runs from base 19 to 1332 and encodes 437 amino acids. The record is from RefSeq and is a predicted model, not a curated record.